GUUAAGAUGUAAGGUUUUGCUGAACACUGUUUAGCGCACUCAUGAACCAGUUCACUGAUCCAGUUCACAUAAGCAACAAUAAUAGACAUUGUAUAAUUCGAAUUUCAUAUGUGGAAUUUGCCAUAUAACUAGGAAAUAAAAAGAAACUCCAACACAAAUGGCACAGUUCCUUCUAAGAGGCAUCUUACGAGCCGGCAGUGUCAGCUGCAGCUCCAGCAACAGCUCUGGCAUGUCCAGUUCCAGCUGUCAGUUUCACACAACACCGGCGUGCUCGGAGAUACGCAAGCUGGCGAGAUUGCGUGUGGUGGAUAACAGUGAUCUGGGCAAGCGUGCAAUGGCUGAGGGACGUCCACCACGCUGCAUACAUGUGUACAACAAGCGCGGCGUAGGCUAUAUCGGUGACAAGGUGCUGGUGGCUAUCAAGGGGCAGAUGAAGAAGGGCAUUCUGGUGGGCCUGAAGCAAAGGCAGCGCGUCAAGCAGCCGCAGUUUGACAGCAACAAUCUGGUGCUUAUCGACGACAAUGGCAGCCCGCUCGGCACACGUAUACAUGUGCCCAUACCCACGGUGCUGCGCACAAUACUCAAGGAGAAGACGCUGGCCAAGGGCGCCGAUUACACUAAGGUGCUGGCUAUAGCCAGCCGAUAUGUCUAGUUUAACGAUUAUCUAUGGAAUGUUGUACAAUAAAAUGCGUUUUCGUUAUAGUAAU
Drosophila busckii is the source of this 707-nucleotide messenger RNA. It is a transcript of the gene mRpL14, whose product is annotated as 39S ribosomal protein L14, mitochondrial. The transcript has a single exon. The record is from RefSeq and is a predicted model, not a curated record. NCBI's taxonomy places the organism in Eukaryota, Metazoa, Arthropoda, Insecta, Diptera, Drosophilidae. Gene Ontology annotation, biological process: translation. Gene Ontology annotation, cellular component: ribosome; mitochondrion. Gene Ontology annotation, molecular function: structural constituent of ribosome. Bases 158 to 652 code for a protein of 164 amino acids.